UUUUUCAUCCCGUUCACACUAAAUGAGCCACUCAGUUGUCAUAUUAGCCCGUCGAAUGAAACAGUUUGUGUCCAUUUGUAGCCGCAGCAGACACGUCAGCGUUAUUUUGUAUUAAAAAACGCCUAAUCUGACGCGGACAAUAGAAUGGAUUCAGUGGGGACGAGCUAAUGCUAACUAACAAGUAGCUGAAUGCUAAGCUUUGAAUGUCGCCCUCAUUGACCACCGCGGGAAAGCCACACUUGUGCUAACUGGCUGCUAGCCUAAUAAAGUGCAAACUUUACAUGCGCUGCUGCAAUCCUGCGCCUUGAUUCAAACACCCGCCAUGGAGGAAGUUGACAAAAUCCUCAUUCACGCCCUAAAACAAGUUGGCACGGGGCUCAGUGAGGAAAUUGAGGGGGUUAAAAGUUUCACCAGUGAGCUGAUAGUAGAGGCGGUGGUGAGAUGUAUCCGUGUGAUCGAUCCCGGUCUGGGCAGCGCACUGCCAACCUCCCUCCCUCCCGGCAUGUCUGCCCGCUUCAGGGUUGGCAUGAGCCUUGCACAGGCCUGUCAGGACAUUGGCUACAAAGGGGAGAUAGGCUAUCAAACCUUUCUGUACAGCAGCGAGACCGAGAUUCGCUCCCUGCUCAUGUUUCUUGUGGAGAAACUGCCCAGAGAAAGUGCUGCGGCCUCUGAUCAGCCAACAGGCAAAUCAACAAUCCUUCAGAGAGCCAUUGCUUCUGCCAUUAAAGCCCAGCUGGUUGUCCCCUGGCUUCCUCCAAACUGCAGGCUGCCACUGCAUGGUGAAACACAAACUUCAGGAGUGUUGUACAGCUUCCACAGCCAACGUCUCAGUGUGGCCCAUUGUGUCAAAGAUUCAGGAAAUAAACCACAGAAAGAGAUCCGGGACUACCAGAGAGAGUUCCUCCCACCGGUCACUGCUCAGCUCUCCCACAAUGCAUCUGUGGUUGCGUCCAUACUGGAGCGGCACACCGCUGAGCUCAGUGCGGCGCAGGAGUGGGACAAUGAGUGGAACAGUCAGGGACUGCUGUCACGUCUUACUCCACAGGACUACAGGGCCCGAAAACGGACUCGACUGCAUAAACGUAUCGAGGAGCAGUUGCGCUCUGCUGCCCUUCCCUCUGCGGAAAGUGCCUUUGGAGCGCUGGGCUCUACCUCGGAUUUGUCUGACAUCCUGCAAGCCUUCAAAGGCUCCGCCUCCUCGGACCAAAUCCUGACAAAGGGCUCUCACUUUUCCCACUCCCAGAAGUUCACUUUCACACAGGUGCAUAACGACUCACAGCUAAUGUGUCGCCACUCCAUUCUUCACAAAUGUGUGUUUGUGUGUGAACAGGAAGUAGAAACGGCGCCGUCCGCUGUGCGGCAGACAGAUGUUGAUAAGCAUCAAAGUCAGCAGGAGGAGCUGGCAUCACUGCAGCUUCAGUUUCAGCAACUGUGCAGCGACGUAGACCAGCUAACCACGGACAUGAAGCACAUGAGAGUCACAAAUGCCCAGGUACUUGAUGAGAUGAAGCAGCGAGAGCUGCAAAACCGUGAGGAGGAGGAGAAGAUACAGGUGAAGAAGAAAUCCAUUGACUUGUUGCCAGAUGCUGAGAACAACCUGUUGAAGCUUCAGGGUCUGGUGGAGGCCAGCGCCAAGCGGGUGGUCAGCCUGGCUUCUCAGUGGGAGAAACACCGCGCUCCGCUCAUUGACCAACACCGCAGCCUCAAGGAGAUCUGCAGUCAUCAGGAUAUGGAGUCUUCCAGGAAGCUGUCUGAAAUCAAGGUGUUGCACGACAAAAUCCGAGUGUCAACAGAAGAGGCCAAGCAGAAGGAGGAAAUAUACAAACAGCUGGUAUCGCAGUUAGAGAAUCUUCCCAAGGAUGUUUCCCGGGCGGCAUACACCCAGAGGAUUCUGGAGAUUGUGAGCAACAUCAAGAAACAGAAGGAGGAAAUCACCAAGAUUUUGUGCGACACAAAGGAUUUGCAAAAAGAGAUCAACAGUCUGACAGGAAAACUGGACAGGACUUUUGCUGUGACGGAUGAGCUUGUCUUUAAGGACGCCAAAAAAGAUGAGUCGGUGCGCAAGUCCUACAAGUACCUGGCUGCUCUGCACGAAAACUGCAGUCAGUUGAUCCAAACCAUCGAGGACACUGGUACCAUCCUGAGGGAGAUAAGAGAUCUAGAAGAGCAGAUUGAGACAGAGAAUAGUAACAAAACCGUGGCUAACCUGGAGAGGAUUGUGGAGGACUACAAGGCCAUCAGACAGGAGAACUCUGCACUUGCUGCCAAGGUCAGAGAGCCUUGACUCCAUCACGUGGUGCCACUUGGUGAACACCACCACCCUUUUGUUUGCAAGGUCAGAGACGCCUGACUUCAUCACCAGGAAAUAGGUGGUGCCACUUGGUGAACACCACCACCCUUUUGUUUGCAAGGUCAGAGACGCCUGACUUCAUCACCAGGAAAUAGGUGGUGCCACUUGGUGAACACCACCACCCUUUUGUUUGCAAGGUCAGAGACGCUUGACUUCAUCACCAGGAAAUAGGUGGUGCUAGUUGGUGAACACCACCACCCUUUUGUUUGCAAGGUCAGAGACGCUUGACUUCAUCACCAGGAAAUAGGUGGUGCUAGUUGGUGAACACCACCACCCUUUUGUUUGCAAGGUCAGAGACGCUUGACUUCAUCACCAGGAAAUAGGUGGUGCUAGUUGGUGAACAUCACCACCCUUUUGUUGCAAGGUCAGAGACGCUUGACUUCAUCACCAGGAAAUAGGUGGUGCUAGUUGGUGAACACCACCACCCUUUUGUUUGCAAGGUCAGAGACGCCUGACUUCAUCACCAGGAAAUAGGUGGUGCCACUUGGUGAACACCACCACCCUUUUGUUUGCAAGGUUAGAGAGGCUUGACUUCAUCAAAAUGAAAUAGGUGGUGCUAGUUGGUGAACACCACCACCCUCUGCAAGGAUGGAGAGGCUUGACUCCAUCAAAAUGAAAUAGGUGGUGCUAGUUGGUGAACAGCACCACCCUUUGCAAGGAUGGAGAGGCUUGACUCCAUCAAAAUGAAAUAGGUGGUGCUAGAUGGUGAACACCACCACCCUCUGCAAGGAUGGAGAGGCUUGACUCCAUCAAAAUGAAAUAGGUGGUGCUAGUUGGUGAACAGCACCACCCUUUGCAAGGAUGGAGAGGCUUGACUCCAUCACCAGGAAGUAGGUUAACACCACCAUUGGUGCCCCUUUUCUUUGCAAUAUUUGUACCAUGGAAGAAGCCUUUUAUAUCCCCAUGUGGAUUGUAUUUAUAUCCUGAAUGAUGCCUUGUUCCUCCAAGACACUGCAUCAUAGUUGAAAGCUUUCUUGAAAUGUUUAGUCUAUUAUUGUCUCAACUAAGCAGCAUUUUCCUAAUGAGCCACACAGCACAUUGAAGUCCAUGUAGGAGACUUGAUCGCUUAUUAAAGUAUUGUUGGUUAACUA
This is a messenger RNA of Nerophis ophidion (straightnose pipefish), 3441 nucleotides long. It is a transcript of the gene ccdc22, whose product is annotated as coiled-coil domain containing 22. The coding region runs from base 323 to 2284 and encodes 653 amino acids. The transcript has 15 exons. Lineage: Eukaryota; Metazoa; Chordata; Actinopteri; Syngnathiformes; Syngnathidae. The record is from RefSeq and is a predicted model, not a curated record. Gene Ontology annotation, biological process: positive regulation of ubiquitin-dependent protein catabolic process. Gene Ontology annotation, molecular function: cullin family protein binding.